Blumeria graminis f. sp. triticale is the source of this 2373-nucleotide messenger RNA. Lineage: Eukaryota; Fungi; Ascomycota; Leotiomycetes; Helotiales; Erysiphaceae. The record is from the annotation of a GenBank genome assembly.
AUGUCUGAAAACGGCAUCGACCGAGAAAAAUCGGCUUCUGCCGAUUCGGAAGAGAUAAGUCCGACUUGCACGGGCACAGGUAUAUAUAAAACAGAUGAUACCAACAUCUUCAUUACCGAAAAAAACCAUGAUGUCGAGUGCUCAAGAAAAGUGUCUGAAAAUUCAGCGGCGGCAACUGUCAGCAGAAAUGCACAAGAUAUGGUACUCAGAGCCUUGAAAACUGAUGAUGACCCAUCCUUAAAUCCAUGGACUUUGAGGAUGUUCUUGAUUGGUAUUGGACUUUCAUCUUUUGGAUCCAUUCUAGCGACAAUAUUCAUGUUCAAGCCACAAUCAGUUUCAGUAUCAGUAAUAUUCAUGUCAAUCAUCAGCUACUUUAUAGGGAACGCUAUGGCAACGUUUCUCCCAAGAAAAGGCCUUAUUGGUAGAUGGAUAAACCCACACAGCUUUAAUUCAAAAGAGCACAUAGCGAUCAUAAUUAUGUCUCAUUCAGCCUCAGGUGCUGCAUAUGCCACGGAAGUCUUGGCGGCACAAAAACUUUACUACAAUGUCGUGCCAAGUUCACUCAUAGCCAUAUUGUUGCUGCUCUCAUCUCAACUCUUAGGCUAUGGUAUGGCAGGCUUACUACGACAAGCUUUAGUUUAUCCAACAGCCAUGAUUUGGCCUCAAAUUCUUCCUAUCUGCUCACUCAUCGAAACUCUACAUCGAGAUCGGGGAGAGAUGAAGAAGAGAUUUAAGUUUUUCUGGAUUAUUUUGGUCAUCGUUACAGUCUGGGAGAUAUUUCCGCAAUACAUUAUGCCCGUUCUGACGGGAGUUAGUGUCUUCUGCCUCGCAAACCAAAAGAGCUUAGUAUUCACCAAUAUAUUUGGUGGCUCUAAUGGGAACGAAGGUCUCGGACUCUUUAGUGUUUCUUUUGACUGGCUAUAUAUCAGCUCAGCUCCCCUUUUUGUGCCACUUAUUACGCUUGUCAACAGCUUUAUGGGCUAUAUACUGGGUGUAGGCCUUUUAAUUGGUUUAUAUUAUGGAAAUGUUUGGAACGCCCUGAGUUUUCCAUUUCUAGCACAGCAACUGUUCUCACGAGAAUCCAACUCUUCACACUUUGAAAUAUACAACCAGACGGCUAUUCUAGAUACCGACCGAAAGCUAAAUAUUACGGCAAUAGAUGACAGUGGUGUGCCAUUUUUUUCUGCCUCAUUAGCUUCACAUCUACUAACAACGAAUCUUGGAAUGGGCGCUACAGUUCUACAUGUAUUUCUAUGGAAUCGAAAAGAUCUUAGGAUGAUUUUUGAUGGACUUAAGCACUGGAAAUUAUCUAACCUUAUUCCCAGCCAACUCUUUAAAAAGGGAAAGUCUAAUCAGCCUAAACAGCGCUGCGAAAUUGAUUCAACUAAACUUGAUCCUCAUUAUCGCCAAAUGUUGGCAUAUGCAGAAGUACCAGCGACAUGGUAUCUGUGCGUCUUGAUUCUCUCCAUCUCCCUUGCUAUGUUUUGUUCAUAUACAUUGGAAUCCACACUUCCAUGGUGGGCUCUCUUAAUUGCAGUUUUUCUUGGAUUUCUAUGUACCCUUUCAUUUGGUAUCCUGUCUGGCCGCCUAGGAUUUCACGUUCCCAUCACUAGUACUAUGCAAAUGAUUGGUGGAGUUCUCUUAACGGGGAGGCCAGUUGCAAAUAUGUAUUUUGUCUUAUUCGGGGCUAACAGCCAAAUCCAAGCUUUGAACUUGGUUAUGAGUCUUAAGUUCGGGCAGUACAGCAAACUCAGCCCAAAGUGCACUUUUGCAGUACAAAUAUUAGGAACUAUAUUUGGUGCCAUAAUAAACUAUAUACUAAUGUCCACUAUUACUACCAAUCAACGCGAGAUACUCUUGUCAACUCAAGGAACAAAUAUAUGGUCGGGUCAGGCAAUCCAAUCUUUCAAUAGUAAUGCUAUUGCAUUUGGAGCUUUACCAAAGUAUUUAUUUGGUGUCGGACGUGCCUAUCAAUUCGUCAUUUUCGCGCUGCCCAUCGGAUUCAUUGCACCACUUCCCUUUUAUUUUCUUCAUCGUCGUUUUCCUAGCUUAGGAUUUGACAAAAUAGUCACACCAGUCAUCUUUUGGUUCAUGGGAUUCCUCGCUAUUGGUAUCAACUCCUCUGUACCGAUGUUUUUUGCAAUUGGCUUUAUUGUACAAUUUUAUGUACGCAAGCGAUAUCCUGAGUGGUUUGUCAAGUAUAAUUAUCUCUUGGCUGCAGCUAUCAGCGGAGGUACUGAAUUAAUGGUCUUCAUAACCACAUUUGGGGUACAAGGGAUCAUCGGUAAGGAGGUUCCUUUUCCUCCAUAUUGGGGAAAUAAUUACCAGCAGGGCAACUUUGACUUUUGUGCGAGAAAUCCCGCCUUGAGCUAA